Molecule: messenger RNA, 1746 nt
Organism: Astyanax mexicanus (Mexican tetra)
Lineage: Eukaryota; Metazoa; Chordata; Actinopteri; Characiformes; Acestrorhamphidae
Gene: sh2d4ba
Product: SH2 domain containing 4Ba
Exons: 8
Coding region: 38-1408 (456 amino acids)
Cellular component (GO): cytoplasm
Source: RefSeq, a predicted model, not a curated record
CAGCUCUCCCAGCCUGGUCCUGAAGGCCGAGGUCAGGAUGAUGCAGCAGAUCCUCCGAGACAUGUACGUGCAGCCCGAGCUGCUGGCGGAGCUGAACGAGGUUCAGAAGCAGAUCCUCUUCUACAAGAUCCGACAGGAGCAGGUGCGGCGCUGGACGGAGCGCGAGAGUCAGGAGGAUGGCUGGGAACGGAGCCCAGCUCCACCGCGGCAAGAGGGUGAGAGAAAGUGUGUGCAGUGGCUGCAUGGCGGUGACGGUGAGGUGUGGGUGUGGGUGAUGGGUGAAGAUACUGGAGACAAACCUUACGAGCAGAUCAUCAGAGAGCUGAUUCAGAAGAGAGCCCGACGGCAGGCCCAGCUCGAAGCUCAGGAACUGUGGCAAAGAAAAGAAGCAGAAAUCAAGCAGAAGUUCAGAGAUGCUGUAGCUAAGGAGAAGGCUCGGCUGGUUGCAGGGAAGUGGAAGGAGGAAGCGGAGGACAGGAAGGCGGCUAAACGUGAGGAAGAACGAAUACAGGAAGAGCUGAAGCGGCGGGAGGAGGAGGAGCGGCAGAAAGGAGAGGAAGAGGUGCGGCGUGUGGAGGAGAAACGGGCGCGAGAGCUAUACAUCUCCCUGGAGCGAGAGCGGAAGAACAGCGAGCAGGAUAAUAAAGAGUGGGAAGAACAAUUGCGGCGCUCGAAGGCUGCAGACGAGGAGAUGACGAGGAAGGCCCAGUGGGCGAGAGACGAGUAUAAGCGACACUCUCUCCGAGCUAUUGAGCAAGGUCAUGUGGCCGUCCUCAGCGGGCACUUCCAGCAGCAGCAGCCCCACAUGGGCAGGAGGCACAGUUCAGCCAUAGAGCAGAGCGAGAAACCAUCACCCUGCAGCGAGAGCCGUCCUCGACCUGGCCUCCAGCCUGCGGCUCCGCCCCUCUACCGCCGGAGACAGAGCCGCAGGCACAGCACCAUCGCGACCCAGCCGCUGAUGGACAGUCCUGCCUGGGUGCGAUCUCCUCAUCCAAACUGCAGAGAGUCUGUUAUAUUGUGGUUCUGUGAAGACCAGAAGCCCAAGCGAGCCGGCUACGAACGAAACAGUGACACCAUCGCCCCCUGGUUUCACGGAAUCAUUACGCGAGAGGAAUCCGAGAAGUUACUGAUGAACGAGGCUGAAGGGUCGUUCCUGGUCCGUGUCAGCGAGAGGAUUUGGGGAUACACUCUAUCGUAUCGCACGGCCAGCGGCUUUAAGCACUUCCUUAUCGACGCCUCGGGCGACUGCUACAAUUUUCUGGGAGUCGACCAGAACCGCCACGCUACUCUUACUGACCUCAUCCACUUCCACAAGGAGGAAGUCAUCACCACCACGGGGAAGGAGCUGUUACAGGAGGCCUGCAAACAGACUUCAUCCACUGGAGACUAUGGAGGACUCUUCCCAUAACUUCCCCAGACCUUCAACUGGGCACCAUAUCAGCUAUUGUUAAUGACGUUUACAGUGAAAGUGUAUUUUGUAUUUAAGCUAAUAUAUUAGAUACAUAAGCUAAUGUGUUUCAGUGAGCACCGUGAAGCAUGACGUACGGAUAUACUGAACUUGUGGACGGCAGUUGAUGCACUCUGUGGAAAUGAAAAUGGCCAUGCCAGGAUGGUCGUUUGAACACAUGGUCUUCCUAUCUACGAAUGGAAUUAUAUGAAUUAAUUUGCCUUGGAAUAUAUAAAAAAAAUCCCAACAUUACAGUAUGAAUUUAUGUAUUUGAUGAUGCUCAAAUGCACAAAGACUUG